This is a messenger RNA of Trichophyton rubrum CBS 118892, 408 nucleotides long. RefSeq lists its product as uncharacterized. NCBI's taxonomy places the organism in Eukaryota, Fungi, Ascomycota, Eurotiomycetes, Onygenales, Arthrodermataceae. The record is from RefSeq and is a predicted model, not a curated record. Bases 1 to 408 code for a protein of 135 amino acids. The transcript has a single exon.
AUGGACCUGGAUCCGGUCGAAUACCCCGUCAACAGCGCGCAAUGGAGACGGGAAAUCACUCGACUAAAGGCAGAGAAGCCGGACCGAUACAAGCCGGAGCAGUGGGAGGAGGCGAGAAGGAGAGGACCACAGCCUGAGCAGCCGUGGCUGGAGCCCAUACUGCUGAGGGGAUUGCUUAACUCUCCUGAGAAGAUCCAAGAUCGUGCCGGCCUGUCUGAAGCGCCCAAGGUGCGGUCCGCCCAGACAGUUCCGGAUAACCUCAUCCACCCCGCGGACAAGCUGGAGACUGUACAGUACUGCAUGGUGGACGGGGAAGGGUACUGUAGGCUUAGGGAACGAUACCAGGUCAGAUACACCACUCUGCUCAUCGACGGCAAAAAUAGGACCAGCCACAUCUUCUAUUCUUGA